Molecule: messenger RNA, 7296 nt
Organism: Elephantulus edwardii (Cape elephant shrew)
Lineage: Eukaryota; Metazoa; Chordata; Mammalia; Macroscelidea; Macroscelididae
Gene: CACNA1A
Product: calcium channel, voltage-dependent, P/Q type, alpha 1A subunit
Exons: 48
Biological process (GO): chemical synaptic transmission; calcium ion import across plasma membrane
Cellular component (GO): membrane; voltage-gated calcium channel complex; neuronal cell body
Molecular function (GO): high voltage-gated calcium channel activity
Source: RefSeq, a predicted model, not a curated record
GGAGGCUCCGGGGCAGCCGCCGGGGUGGUCGUGGGCGCCGGCGGCGGGCGAGGCGCCGGGGGCAGCCGGCAGGGCGGGCAGCCCGGGGCGCAAAGGAUGUACAAGCAGUCCAUGGCGCAGAGAGCGCGGACCAUGGCCCUCUACAACCCCAUCCCCGUCCGACAGAGCUGCCUCACGGUCAACCGGUCCCUGUUCCUCUUCAGCGAGGACAGCGUGGUGAGAAAAUACGCCAAAAAGAUCACCGAAUGGCCUCCCUUUGAAUAUAUGAUUUUAGCCACCAUCAUAGCAAACUGCAUAGUCCUCGCCCUGGAGCAACAUUUGCCUGAUGAUGACAAGACCCCAAUGUCAGAACGACUGGAUGACACAGAACCGUACUUCAUCGGAAUUUUUUGUUUCGAGGCUGGAAUUAAAAUCAUCGCGCUUGGGUUUGCCUUCCACAAAGGCUCUUACUUGAGGAAUGGCUGGAACGUCAUGGACUUUGUGGUGGUGCUAACAGGCAUCUUGGCUACAGUUGGGACAGAGUUUGACUUAAGGACGCUGAGAGCAGUUCGAGUGCUGCGGCCACUCAAACUGGUGUCUGGAAUCCCAAGUUUACAAGUCGUCCUGAAGUCGAUCAUGAAGGCGAUGAUCCCCCUGCUGCAGAUCGGCCUCCUCCUAUUUUUUGCAAUCCUUAUUUUUGCAAUCAUAGGGUUAGAAUUUUAUAUGGGAAAAUUUCAUACCACCUGCUUUGAAGAAGGGACAGAUGACAUUCAGGGUGAGUCUCCAGCUCCAUGUGGGACAGAAGAACCCGCCCGCACCUGCCCCAAUGGGACCAAAUGUCAGCCCUACUGGGAAGGGCCCAACAAUGGGAUCACUCAGUUCGACAACAUCCUGUUUGCAGUGCUGACCGUCUUCCAGUGCAUCACCAUGGAGGGGUGGACUGAUCUCCUGUACAAUAGCAACGAUGCCUCAGGGAACACUUGGAACUGGUUGUACUUCAUCCCCCUCAUCAUCAUUGGUUCCUUUUUUAUGCUGAACCUCGUGCUGGGUGUGCUGUCAGGGGAGUUUGCCAAAGAAAGGGAGCGGGUAGAGAACCGACGGGCUUUUCUGAAGCUGAGGCGGCAGCAGCAGAUUGAACGAGAGCUCAACGGGUACAUGGAGUGGAUCUCGAAAGCAGAAGAGGUGAUCCUCGCCGAGGACGAAACCGAUGGAGAGCAGAGGCAUCCGUUUGAUGCUCUGCGGAGAGCCACCAUAAAGAAAAGCAAGACAGACCUGCUCAACCCCGAGGAGGCUGAGGAUCAGCUGGCCGAUAUCGCCUCUGUGGGGUCUCCAUUCGCUCGAGCCAGCAUUAAAAGUGCCAAGCUGGAGAACUCAACUUUUUUCCACAAAAAGGAGAGGAGGAUGCGUUUCUACAUCCGUCGCAUGGUCAAAACUCAGGCCUUCUACUGGACUGUGCUCAGUCUGGUAGCCCUCAACACGCUGUGUGUUGCUAUUGUUCACUACAACCAGCCCGAGUGGCUCUCCGACUUCCUCUACUAUGCAGAAUUCAUUUUCUUAGGACUCUUUAUGUCCGAAAUGUUUAUAAAAAUGUACGGGCUCGGGACGCGGCCUUACUUCCACUCCUCUUUCAACUGCUUUGACUGUGGGGUCAUCAUUGGGAGCAUCUUCGAGGUCAUCUGGGCCGUCAUAAAACCUGGCACCUCCUUUGGAAUCAGUGUGUUACGAGCUCUCAGGUUAUUGCGUAUUUUCAAAGUCACAAAGUAUUGGGCGUCUCUCAGGAACCUGGUCGUCUCUCUUCUCAACUCCAUGAAAUCCAUCAUCAGUCUCUUGUUCCUCCUUUUCCUCUUUAUCGUCGUCUUUGCCCUUCUGGGAAUGCAACUCUUCGGUGGCCAGUUUAAUUUCGAUGAAGGAACGCCCCCUACCAACUUUGACACUUUCCCAGCAGCAAUAAUGACAGUGUUUCAGAUCCUGACGGGCGAGGACUGGAACGAGGUCAUGUAUGACGGCAUCAAGUCCCACGGGGGCGUGCAGGGCGGCAUGAUGUACUCCAUCUACUUCAUCGUGCUCACGCUCUUCGGGAACUACACGCUCCUGAAUGUGUUCUUGGCCAUCGCCGUGGACAACCUGGCCAACGCGCAGGAGCUAACCAAGGAUGAACAAGAAGAAGAGGAGGCAGCCAACCAAAAACUUGCCCUCCAGAAAGCCAAGGAGGUGGCAGAAGUGAGUCCUCUGUCCGCGGCCAACAUGUCCAUAGCUGUGAAGGAACAGCAGAAGAAUCAGAAGCCCAGCAAGUCGGUGUGGGAACAGCGCACGAGCGAGAUGCGCAAGCAGAACCUGCUGGCCAGCCGCGAAGCGCUGUACAACGAGCUGGACCCCGACGAGCGCUGGAAGGCCUCAUACGCGCGCCACCUGCGCCCCGACAUGAAGACGCACCUGGACCGGCCGCUGGUGGUCGACCCCCAGGAGAACCGCAACAAUAACACCAACAAGAGCCGGGCGGCCGAGCCCACGGUGGACCAGCGCCUCGGGCAGCAGCGCGCCGAGGACUUCCUCAGGAAACAGGCCCGCUACCACGACCGCGCGCGGGACCCCAGCGGCCCCGGGGCCCUGGACGCACGGAGGCCCUGGGCCGGCAGCCAGGAGGCCGAGCUGGGCCGGGAGGGGCCCUACGGCCGCGAGUCGGACCAUCACCCCCGGGAGGGCCUGGAGCAGCCCGGCUUCUGGGAGGGCGAGGCGGAGCGGGCCAAGGCCGCCGACCCCCACCGGAGGCACGCGCACCGCCAGGGGCCCAGCCGGGAGAGCCGCAGCGGCUCGCCCCGCACCGGCGCCGAGGCGCCCGACGGCGGGGAGCGCAGGCGCAGGCACCGGCACGCGCCCCCGGCCGCCUACGAGGGGGACGCGCGGAGGGAGGACAAGGAGCGCCGCCACCGGCGGAGGAAAGAGAACCAGGGCUCUGGGGUCCCCGUGUCAGGCCCCAACCUGUCGACCACCCGGCCGAUCCAGCAAGACCUGGGCCGCCAAGACCCGCCGCUGGCCGAGGACAUCGACAACAUGAAGAACAACAAGCUGGCCACCGCGGAGUCAGCCAAUCCCCAUGAGAGCCUUGGCCACACGGGCCUGCCCCAGAGCCCGGCCAGGACAGGCAACAGCACCGAGCCCGGGCCCACGCCAGCCCCACCCGCCACGGCCGCCAACCCCCAGAACGCCGCCAGCCGCCGGACGCCCAACAACCCGGGGAACCCGUCAAACCCCGGCCCCCCCAAAACUCCCGAGAACAGCCUUAUUGUCACCAACCCCAGCAGCUCCCAGACCAACUCAGCUAAGACUGCCAGGAAGCCCGGCCACACCGCGGUGGACAUCCCCCCCGCCUGCCCGGCCCCCCUCAACCACACUGUCGUCCAAGUGAACAAAAACGCCAACCCAGACCCACUGCCACAAAAGGAAGAAGAGAAGAAGGAGGAGGACGAUGACCCCGGGGAAGACGGCCCCAAGCCCAUGCCCCCCUACAGCUCCAUGUUUAUCCUGUCCACGACCAACCCCCUUCGCCGCCUGUGCCAUUACAUCCUAAACCUGCGCUACUUUGAGAUGUGUAUCCUCAUGGUCAUUGCCAUGAGCAGCAUCGCCCUGGCUGCUGAGGACCCUGUGCAGCCCAACGCACCUCGGAACAAUGUGCUGCGCUAUUUUGACUACGUUUUUACGGGCGUCUUCACAUUUGAGAUGGUGAUCAAGAUGAUCGACCUGGGGCUGGUCCUGCAUCAGGGCGCCUACUUCCGCGACCUCUGGAACAUUCUCGACUUCAUUGUGGUCAGUGGGGCCCUGGUGGCCUUUGCCUUCACUGGCAAUAGCAAAGGAAAAGACAUCAACACAAUUAAAUCUCUCCGAGUCCUGCGGGUGCUACGACCUCUUAAAACCAUCAAGCGGUUGCCAAAGCUCAAGGCCGUGUUUGACUGUGUGGUGAACUCACUCAAAAAUGUCUUCAACAUCCUCAUCGUCUACAUGCUGUUCAUGUUCAUCUUCGCUGUGGUAGCUGUGCAGCUCUUCAAGGGGAAGUUCUUCCACUGCACGGAUGAAUCCAAAGAGUUUGAGAAGGACUGUCGCGGCAAGUAUCUCCUCUAUGAGAAGAAUGAGGUGAAAGCCCGCGAUCGAGAGUGGAAGAAGUAUGAGUUCCACUACGACAACGUGCUGUGGGCUCUGCUGACCCUCUUCACCGUGUCCACGGGCGAGGGCUGGCCACAGGUCCUCAAGCACUCCGUGGACGCCACCUUUGAGAACCAGGGCCCGAGCCCCGGCUACCGCAUGGAGAUGUCCAUCUUCUACGUGGUCUACUUUGUGGUGUUUCCCUUCUUCUUCGUCAACAUCUUUGUGGCCUUGAUCAUCAUCACCUUCCAGGAGCAGGGGGACAAGAUGAUGGAGGAGUACAGCCUGGAGAAAAACGAGAGGGCCUGCAUUGACUUUGCCAUCAGCGCCAAGCCGCUGACACGGCACAUGCCGCAGAACAAGCAGAGCUUCCAGUACCGCAUGUGGCAGUUCGUGGUGUCGCCGCCCUUCGAGUACACCAUCAUGGCCAUGAUCGCCCUCAACACCAUUGUGCUCAUGAUGAAGUUCUACGGGGCCUCGCUUGCUUAUGAGAAUGCUCUGAGGGUGUUCAACAUCGUCUUCACCUCCCUCUUCUCGCUGGAAUGUGUGCUGAAGGUCAUGGCUUUUGGGAUUCUGAAUUAUUUCCGCGAUGCCUGGAACAUCUUCGACUUUGUGACUGUUCUGGGCAGCAUCACCGACAUCCUCGUGACUGAGUUUGGGAAUAACUUCAUCAAUCUGAGCUUCCUCCGGCUCUUCCGGGCUGCCCGGCUCAUCAAACUCCUACGUCAGGGUUAUACGAUCCGCAUUCUUCUCUGGACCUUUGUGCAGUCCUUCAAGGCCCUGCCAUAUGUCUGUCUGCUGAUUGCCAUGCUAUUCUUCAUCUAUGCCAUCAUCGGGAUGCAGGUGUUUGGUAACAUCGGCAUCGAUGUGGAGGAUGAGGACAGUGAUGAAGAUGAGUUUCAAAUCACUGAGCACAAUAACUUCCGGACCUUCCUACAAGCCCUCAUGCUUCUCUUCCGGAGUGCCACCGGAGAAGCCUGGCACAACAUCAUGCUGUCCUGCCUCAGCGGGAAACCGUGUGACAAAAACUCGGGCAUCUUGACUGCGGAGUGUGGCAAUGAGUUUGCUUAUUUCUACUUUGUGUCCUUCAUCUUCCUCUGCUCGUUUCUGAUGCUGAACCUCUUUGUCGCUGUCAUCAUGGACAACUUCGAGUACCUCACCCGAGACUCUUCCAUCCUGGGCCCUCACCACUUGGAUGAGUACGUGCGUGUCUGGGCUGAGUACGACCCAGCUGCUUGGGGCCGCAUGCCUUACCCGGACAUGUAUCAGAUGCUGAGACACAUGUCUCCGCCCCUGGGUCUGGGGAAGAAGUGUCCGGCCAGAGUGGCCUACAAGAGGCUUCUGCGGAUGGACCUGCCGGUGGCUGACGACAAUACUGUCCACUUCAAUUCCACCCUCAUGGCCCUGAUCCGCACAGCCCUGGAUAUCAAGAUUGCCAAGGGUGGGGCCGACAAGCAGCAGAUGGACGCUGAGCUGCGGAAGGAGAUGAUGGCCAUUUGGCCCAAUCUGUCCCAGAAGACACUGGACCUGCUGGUCACACCUCACAAGUCCACGGACCUGACGGUGGGGAAGAUCUACGCCGCCAUGAUGAUCAUGGAGUACUAUCGCCAGAGCAAGGCCAAGAAGCUUCAGGCCAUGCGGGAGGAGCAGAAUCGGACACCCCUCAUGUUCCAGCGCAUGGAGCCCCCGUCUCCAACCCAGGAGGGCGGGCCCGGCCAGAACGCCCUCCCCUCCACCCAGCUGGACCCAGGAGGAGGCCUGAUGGCUCAUGAAGGUGGCAUCAAGGAGAGCCCAUCCUGGGUGACGCAGCGGGCCCAGGAGAUGUUCCAGAAGACGGGCACGUGGAGUCCAGAGCGGGGGCCACCCACCGACAUGCCCAACAGUCAGCCCAACUCUCAGUCUGUGGAGAUGCGAGAGAUGGGCCGAGACGGCUACUCGGACAGCGAGCACUACCUCCCCAUGGAGGGCCAGGCCCGGGCCGCCUCCAUGCCCCGCCUGCCUGCCGAGAACCAGAGGAGAAGGGGCCGGCCACGUGGGAAUAACCUCAGUACCAUCUCAGACACCAGCCCCAUGAAGCGCUCAGCCUCUGUGCUGGGCCCCAAGGCCCGGCGCCUGGACGACUACUCCCUGGAACGCGUGCCGCCUGAGGAAAACCAGCGGCACCACCAGCGGCGUCGAGACCGAGACCGGGGCCACCGCACCUCCGAGCGCUCCCUGGGUCGCUACACCGACGUGGACACAGGCUUGGGGACAGACCUGAGCAUGACCACUCAGUCCGGGGACCUUCCAUCGAAGGACAGAGACCAGGAGCGGGGCCGGCCCAAGGACCGGAAGCACCGCCAGCACCACCACCACCACCACCACCACCACCCCCCGCCCCCCGACAAAGAACGCUAUGGCCAGGAGCGACCCGACCACAGCCGGGCCCGGGUCCGAGACCAGCGCUGGUCCCGCUCCCCCAGUGAGGGCCGAGAACACAUGGCACACCGGCAGGGCAGUAGUUCCGUAAGUGGAAGCCCAGCCCCCUCAACAUCUGGUACCAGCACUCCGCGGCGGGGACGCCGCCAGCUCCCCCAGACCCCCUCCACCCCCCGGCCACACGUGUCCUAUUCCCCCGUGAUCCGUAAGGCCGGCGGCUCGGGCCCCCCACAGCAGCAGCAGCAGGUGGCCAGGCCAGGCCGGGCGGCCACCAGCGGCCCUCGGAGGUACCCAGGCCCCGUGAGCGAGCCUCUGGUCGGGGAGCGGCCCCCCACGGGCGGCCACGGCAGCAGCCGCUCGCCCGGCAUGGAGCGGCGAGCCCCCGGGCCGGCCCGGAGCGAGUCCCCCCGGGCCUGUCGCCACACCCGGUGGCCCGCAGCCGGCCCGCACACGACCGAGGGGGCCCAGGGGCGGCACCACGGCUACUACCACGACUACGACGAGGCCGACGGCCCGGGCGGCGGGGCCGAGGAGCCCGGGCUCUACGACACGCCGCCCCCCGCGCGCCACACCUCGGGCGCGGGGCGCUCGCCCAGGACUCCCCGGGCCGCGGGCCCAGCCUGCGCCUCGCCUUCCCGGCACGGCCGGCGGCUCCCCAACGGCUACUACCCGGCCCACGGACUGGCCAGGCCCCGCGGGCCGGGCUCCCGGAAAGGCUUGCACGAACCCUACAGCGAGACCGACGAUGACGACUGGUGCUAA